Neurospora tetraspora is the source of this 1107-nucleotide messenger RNA. RefSeq names its product HCCA isomerase/glutathione S-transferase kappa. The coding region runs from base 219 to 899 and encodes 226 amino acids. The transcript is spliced from 3 exons. Gene Ontology annotation, cellular component: mitochondrion; peroxisome. Gene Ontology annotation, biological process: glutathione metabolic process. The record is from RefSeq and is a predicted model, not a curated record. NCBI's taxonomy places the organism in Eukaryota, Fungi, Ascomycota, Sordariomycetes, Sordariales, Sordariaceae. Gene Ontology annotation, molecular function: glutathione peroxidase activity; glutathione transferase activity.
GUGAGGGGUUGCAAUCAAGAAUAACUCCCACUUCCUCGGCUCUUGUCUGUCAUUGUCUUGAACGCUAGUCUCCUCAUGGGGUCUGCCUUUGGUGUCACCAUAUAAAGACUCCAAGAACGCAGCUUGUCACCUUAUCCGUUCUUGUACCUGAAACCGUUCCCAUCCCAAUUAAAUUAUCUUCCAGUUUUCAUUUUCUCGGUUAAUACCAAGUCGACACAAUGGUUCCAAAGCCCAAGAUCACGCUCUACCUCGAUACUGUUAGUCCGUUCGCGUACGAGGCGUAUCACAUCCUCCGGAACGACCCAAUCUUCAAAAAUGUCGACAUCAAAUAUGUCCCCAUCUUCCUCGGCGGCUUGAUGGUCAAGUGCUCCAACACCCCACCCCUCAAAAUCAAAAACAAAGACAAAUGGAUCAACGUCGAACGCCUCCGCUGGGCCCGCGCCUUCUCCAUUCCCAUCACCGCCGACAUGCCACCCAACUUCCCACCCAACACGCUCCCCGUUCAGCGCGUGCUAGCCGCCAUCGAGUCUUCUUCCCAACAAUCCCAACCCGCAGUAAUCGCCGCCCUAGACGCCCUCUACAAAUCCUUCUGGGCCAGUGGCACCCCCAUCCACGAACCUGCCCAGCUACGCUCCGUCCUUUCCUCUUUGCUAGGGGGAGAAGAAGCUGCCGACAAGGUGUUGGGAGCAGCACAGACUGCUGAGGUCAAGCAAAGACUGGUGGAGAACACGGAUCAGGCGUUUGCGGAGGGGGCGUUUGGGUUACCGUGGUUUACGUGCACCAACACGAAAGGGGAGACGGAGGGGUUUUGGGGGGUUGAUCAUUUGGGACAGGUGGUGCAGUUUUUGGGGCUGGAUGGAGAAAAGAGUGGGAAUGGAGGGUGGAAGUCGGUUUUGUGAAGAGCGAGGGAGGACUCGGGGGAACGGAAGUGAGGAGAGGACAUGCAUGAGAGGUGCACUGGUUUGAGGGCUGGUGGAGGAAUUGAGGCUAGUGAGUGAGGCCUGGGAUCACAGGACAGGCAGGCCCGCGGGCAGGCUGUAGUUUGUGGUGGUGAUGGUUGAUUUGAAGGUAUUUCGGGAAUUGAAGACGAGAUCUCUGUGUAACUAC